Coccidioides posadasii C735 delta SOWgp is the source of this 2438-nucleotide messenger RNA. RefSeq lists its product as uncharacterized. Lineage: Eukaryota; Fungi; Ascomycota; Eurotiomycetes; Onygenales; Onygenaceae. Gene Ontology annotation, molecular function: glycosyltransferase activity. The record is from RefSeq and is a predicted model, not a curated record.
CGCAGAGAGAGAGAGAGAGAGAGCGUUGGUACUACUAGAAAAGAGAUUGAAUGAUACCAUUUUGUUGAUUUGUUUUCAGAUUUGAGUAUACUGAUAUAUCGGGUUGUGACUUAACACGCAAAGCUCCUUGAUAAUGACGUCAACGUCAAGAAACCAUGCCUUCGAAAGGUCUCCGGUCGACGCAGUUGGACAAGGAAGGCUGAAAGAAUAUGUGGUGGCUGUCAUGGCACAGAAGACACAGGAACAACGGUUUCAGCGUCGCACAUCUAUAUAUCAGAAGCACAAUCUUUUGGAGCAUAUCAAGAAGAAGUCGUGGUGUGGCCCACCGUCAGAGACUAUCUAUGGCGGCCUUUCUGCAUCUGCUGCUGAAGAUGACAUCGGCAUUGCCCUUGCGGUUCGGGAUACGACGUACUUCCUCGAUUUUGCCGAGCAGCAUUUCCCUCGUGACGAAACUAGCAAUGCCGCCGAAAUGAUAACGGAUUUCGUCAUUGAUCAGGUUCGGAAAUAUAAAAUUGAGCAUUUGGAGAAGUUUAUCGGCAUCGCCCUUCCUAUCAACCUUGCUGUUCAUUGCCCUCGCCUUUGCCCGCGGUUAUGGGCCGAGCUGGAUAUUGUUCCCUUGGUGCUGCAUGGGAAAGGCGUGCAUAGUGUUGGCUGGAUCAAUACAGAAUUGUGGAACUCGAAGAUGCUGGACGAACAGGCUGAGUCUAUUGCUCGGAAAUGUAUCACAUUCUUCGGCCCGAACAAAGCACCCUUGCUGCAGGUCGGCUAUCGAGGAACUGUUGAGGUGGAUGCAGGGUUCCAUGCUGUUUUAGCUACAGUUCGUGACUAUGAGAGGACCGUUCGCGAAACGACUUGGGCUGCUGUGCAGAAGUAUGCGGCUGAUAUGAAGGAACGAAAUGUCAAAGUUGCUUUUUUUAGUAGUACGCCUCAGGGCGGCGGCGUCGCUCUCAUGAGACACGCUCUUGUGAGAUUUUCCGAAGCUCUUGGGACUGACAUUAAAUGGUAUGUUCCACGACCGAAACCAGGGGUAUUCCGCAUCACAAAGACAAACCACAACAUUCUUCAGGGCGUAGCCAGGCUUGAUGAAAGGCUCACAGAGGAGAACAAAAAGCAGCUCACAGAUUGGAUCGCGACGAAUGCCAAACGUUACUGGUUUGGAAAAGGUGGCCCGCUCGAUCCCCCGGAGAAAGGAGGUGCCGAUAUUAUUGUGAUUGACGAUCCACAAAUGCCCGGUUUGAUACCGCUGAUUAAAGCGGCUACUCCAAACCGGCCAGUCAUCUAUCGCAGUCACAUUCAGAUUCGAAGCGACCUGGUAGAUGAUCCCUCGACGCCGCAGGCGGAAGCCUGGGCGUACUUCUGGGAGAGCAUCAAACAGGCCGAUUUAUUCAUAAGUCAUCCCGUCAGUGCGUUCGUGCCAUCAACCGUGAACCCUGAAUCGGUGGGAUACCUGCCUGCUUCAACAGAUUGGCUGGACGGAUUGAACAAAAAUAUGGAAGAUUGGGAUGUUGGCUUUUACGGCCGUGUCUUCAACGCAAAGUGUCGCGAGAUCGGAAUGACAACCAUCGAUUAUCCGAAGGAUGAGUACAUCGUCCAAGUCGCGAGAUUUGACCCUUCGAAAGGAAUCUUCGAUGUUAUUCAAUCCUAUGCCAAAUUUUUUGACAAGAUAAAAUCGGAGACGACACCCCCAAAGCUCCUCAUCUGUGGGCACGGGUCAGUCGAUGACCCUGAUGGGGCCGUGAUAUACGAUGCCGUCAUUGAAUACCUCGAAUGUCAAAUGCGCCACCUCAAGCCUUUCAUCUGUGUGAUGCAUAUCCCUCCCUCCGAUCAGAUCCUCAAUGCGAUCCUUUCAAAAGCCAGGAUCGCUUUGCAGCUGUCUGUACGAGAAGGAUUUGAAGUCAAGGUUUCCGAAGCAUUGCAUAAAGGCAAACCGGUUAUCGCCACUCUUGCUGGAGGUAUUCCGCUCCAGGUCCAGCACGGCAAAAAUGGUUUCCUCGUUGAAGUAGGAGAUACCGAUGCCGUGGCGCAACAUCUCUACGAUCUUUGGACCGACGAUGAAUUGUAUGAUCGGAUGAGUGAGUAUGCACUGACAAGCGUUAGCGACGAGGUUUCCACGGUCGGUAAUGCCUUGUCUUGGUUGUAUCUUGCAAGUCAAAUGACCAAGGGCAAAUCCUGCAAGCCGCAUGGUCGAUGGAUAAAUGAUAUGGCUAGAGAGGCAGCUGGCAAGCCUUACUUAGCCGGCGAAAAUAGAUUGAAGAGAGAGGUUGAUGUUAAGCCGGCGGGUACUCUGGAGGACUGAUGCAGUUUGGGGAUGCUUUUAUCUUGAAUAUUCUCAAUUGCGCCUGAUCACGAUCUUUUUUUGUAACUAUACAUUUCUGAUCUUUAGUCAGCUGCAUGUUUUACACACAAUCAGACCAGAAGAAGAAACAAUCUUGUUUGCU